AUGGUUCGCAUGGUAUCUCGUUCUGGAAGGGAGAUGCAGAGAUACAAUACUAACGGUGGUCGCCAAGUUGUAGGGUGCAUACCAUACAGAUAUAAACAAAACAUUGAUGGCAGUAUGAGCAAUGAAUUGGAAGUACUUCUUGUUACUUCACAAAAGGCUCAUACAUUCAUGUUUCCAAAGGGUGGAUGGGAAGUUGAUGAAUCUAUAGAAGAAGCAGCUUGCAGAGAAUCCCUUGAAGAAGCAGGAGUUGUAGGAAUUGUUGAACAAGAGUUAGGUGAAUGGAGUUUCAUUAGCAAAAGAUAUGGUAUAUACUAUGAAGGUCACAUGUUUCCUUUACUUGUCAAGGAACAACUUGAGAUUUGGCCAGAGAAAAAUAUACGUACAAGAUUAUGGAUGAAUGUUGUUGAAGCAAGAGAUGUUUGUGAGCAUUGGUGGAUGAAGGAAGCAUUAGAUAUACUUGUUCAUAGGCUAACUCUACACCAAAAUAAAAACAUUUAG
This is a messenger RNA of Lathyrus sativus (Indian pea), 498 nucleotides long. Lineage: Eukaryota; Viridiplantae; Streptophyta; Magnoliopsida; Fabales; Fabaceae. The record is from the annotation of a GenBank genome assembly.